Pieris macdunnoughi is the source of this 1533-nucleotide messenger RNA. Lineage: Eukaryota; Metazoa; Arthropoda; Insecta; Lepidoptera; Pieridae. The record is from the annotation of a GenBank genome assembly.
AUGACGGGAGAGUCGUUAGUUCGAGCAUUUUACAGUGGAAAGAAUUUUUUUAUUACUGGCGGCACGGGAUUCGUAGGUUUGUGCCUUAUUGAGAAAAUACUGCGAUGUAUACCAGAUUCUGGAAAAAUAUAUUUGCUAAUGCGGCCGAAGAAGGGCAAGGAGAUAUCAGAGAGAUUGAAGGAGUUUCCUGGUCAUCCUGUCUUUGAAAAAUUGCUAGAAAACCACUCAAAAGACAUUUUCAAUAAACUUAUCCCAGUUUCUGGAGAUGUAGGUGUAGAGGACUUAGGUUUAUCUCCAGAAGAUCGGCAGCUUCUUGUAGAUAAUGUAAAUGUGGUGAUACAUUCAGCAGCUACCCUUGAUUUUGAAGAGGGCUUGAAACCAACUGUCAAGAUUAAUGUAUUAGGGACAAAGAGAAUUUUAGAAUUGUGUAAACAGAUUAAAGAUUUGAAGGUAAUGGUGCAUGUAUCCUCAGCCUAUGUUAACUCAUUUUUAAAAGAAGCUGAAGAAAAAAUAUAUGAAACUCCAGGUGAUGUUGACAGUGUCAUUAAUCUUGUUAACCGCUUGUCUGAUGAAGCUUUGGAAGAUAUGGAGAAGACCAUCCUUCGUGGACACCCAAAUACGUACACAUUCACAAAGCACCUUGCAGAACAUGAAGUUAAGAACUGCUCAAAUCUAUUCCCUUGUACAAUUGUCCGGCCUUCUAUGAUUGUGGCAUCCUGGAAAGAACCUGUGAUAGGCUGGACUUGUUCAAAAGUUGGACCCCAAGGAUUUCUUAUGGGAGCCGCUAAAGGUGUUGUCCGUCGGUUACCUCUCUCUACAGAAAACAUAGCUGAUUAUAUUCCAGUUGAUGUGGUUAUUAACCAACUACUUGUAGCAGGAUGGCACGCUGCUAAACAGAAGUCGGGUCUAACAGUUUACCACUGUACGACUUCAACACAGAAUCCUUUCCGUUGGAAUAUGCUAAACUCUGUUGUCAAUGAAAUGCUUCACAAUUACCCACUUAAGAGUGCUGUCUGGUACCCGCAUUUACAAUUUGUUCCAUCGCUCUUCCUCUUCCGUAUAUCGGCCAUCUUUGUUCAUUUCUUUCCCGCCAUUUUGCUCGACAUGUUACUAAGGAUUACUGGAGGCAAGCCCAUACUAUUCCGUCUACACAAAAAUGUCUGGAAUUCCCUGGCUCGUUUGGAAACAUUCAUUUUCUCCGAAUGGAGGUUCCAUAAUCCUAAUACAAGGGAAUUAGCGACGCAGCUUAAUAGUGUGGAUGAGGAUUUGUUCUAUAUUAAUAUAUCCUCUAUAUAUUGGAUAGAAUACUUUGUAAAUCUCCAUUUGGGAGUGAGAAGAUAUUUGAACAAAGAGAGUGAGAAAUCAAUUCCUGCCGCAAAAACUAAAGACGCCAUAUUAAAAGUCGCCCAUAUUUUAUGGCAAGUUAUGAUUAUAGUCUUGCUGUGGUUCAUUUUUGCCGCCAUUUUUGGCUUCACAAUGCUCCAGAGUUGUUGGGCUCCGGCGAUUAUGUACUACUUGUACACGUUGCUAUAG